CUUUUUAAUUACCGUAUCUUGUUAUGGUGGUGAAAUAAGACUUUUGCUGGACUCAGUCGCUAAAGCUGUCAGUAGCCUUAACGUUCCAGUGUUUGCUUUUCACGGCUGAGGGAUAUCCCGUGGACUCUCUCCAGUGCACACAUUGCCACUCUUUGUGUGAAAGUAUUUGCUUGCCCAAUUCUAUUUCGGUUUAUGUGUUCCAAAAAUAGAAAAUUUCCUUACCUGACGGUUACAGAUCUGGAGACAUUUACGAGAAACAAUAUUUUAAUACACCUGGAAACCUUUGAAAUCUAUAAUGAAAUAUGUGGUGGACAUUUCUCUUUAAUGACUUUGCAAUAAAAUGUGCCUGCAUUGCCUACACACGCACACACACACGCACGCACCCACGGACACACGCGCGUAUUAUCAGUAAUAUUGUUCACUUUUAUUUCACUAACCUUGUCAUAUUCAAUACACAUAGUAGGCUAUGUGGCUAAAACUCAAACCAACUUAUCAAAUGAUUUCUAUUUGUUCACAAUUGUUGAAAAUAAUAUGAUACAAAAUGUUUUCUGGUGAUAUGACCAAGUUUGGAGAUUUGUAAUUCAUUAGAUUGUCAGUCACACUGACAUAUGCUGUCAUUAUCCCUUUGUUUUAAAUAUUAAAAAUAAAUAUUGUUGUCAGCUAAAUGAUGUAUUUAAAUAUGGAGGAUAGAUACCAGUUUAUUUAUGGAGGACAGGCCGACUGUGCACUCAGCUUCAUACAUUUGGUUGUGUUCAUUUAGCUUAUUACCGUCUAUGGUCUGAGUUAGAACGGUUUGCUUUCAUAUCCUUUUAAAGACCUAAUGUCCACAUAAACAUCUGGAAGUUGCAUUUCAGUGAUUAUAAUUUAUACUGUUCAAACAUACAUAACUAUUUGUCAGAAAAAUUUGCAGUGACAUGCCAACUUCACAGAUAGAACAACACUUUGUCUCAUCUUAAAUAUCUCAGUCUUUUGCCUCGUAUUUGAACCUUCAACACAGGAAAUAAGGAAGUUCACUACUGUGAUAAGAAUGGUUACUCUGCAAGCCGUUUCGCUAAGUUGUCAGGUUCUGAAACUGUGAGCUCUGUGUCCCAGUUUGCAAUCCUCAGAUGCAUUACAUUUGCAGAAAUGCUAUCUCCUAAUAUUGUAUCAGAGCAAAUAUUAAAAGGCCACAGCUUGAAAGAAAACAACACUUGAUAAAAAAAAGUCUCGUUUUGUCAGGUUAUUCUCUCAGAUUUAUUUAUUUUUAGUAUCAUACAAAAUAUUUUAGCCGCAUGUUAGAACAUAGCCUAGCCUACUUGUAGUCAGUUGGAAAUCAUUUAGAUAGAUUAAACAAACAUUUAGAAAUAAACUAUAUCGUAUUGGUCUCUUGGGUGUUCCCUGUGAGGUAAAAAUAUUGUGCCUUUAAGUACACAUAUGCAUCAAUAAGAUUUCUACCCAAAAAAGAUUAUCUAAAUUAAUAUAUAAUGCAUAGCAACCAGAUUAAACUUUAAAUAUAACAUGUAAUGUAACUGGUGGUUAAGUUUGCAUGUGGCAUGCAGUUGCAAUGCUCAUGCAGCACAUGGAAAAUAAAAAUUCACAUGGGUAUUCACAUGGGUGGCAAAAUAUGUAGGCUAUGUUGUUUUUGGUUAUAUUUGCAAGAAGUGUACCUCCUUUGAAAGAAAAGGGUACCGGACAUAAUCAAAUAUCAUUGUGUACCUAAGAGGGAAUAUAUUAUAUUUGUUAUUUGAGGUGCUAAAAUACACCCUAGCCUGAUUAUACCGUUUUUUGAGAGUGUGGUGACUAAAUAAAUGCCUAUUGUUACCAGAAAGAAAACUAAAAUAAUGUAUCAGUUUAUGUGUGUUGCACUGAGCAUUUUGUAUAGAACACAAAAAUGACAACUGGUAGACAAAUAUGCAGUAAUACGGCAAUGCACAUACUCGAGAGCACACGUAGGUAUAUUAAUGUUGUGAUGAUGAGCUGCUGUUAGCCUAUGGUUGUUGUGGCAGAUAGGGAUAAUGCCAAUUUAAAUGCAAGCCCCGCUGUGAUCUUAAUUGGUGAUUUGUGUCAUGGGACAACCAGCCCAGGGGCAGAAACACAAAUACGACAGAGACCUUGUCUGCGUUUUCUCAUUCCCCACUUUCUGGGCAAAUUACUUUAUGAGGUGCAAUUUUGUGCUUCCUGCAGCUUUCCGUUUUCUUGUCUAAUCACUAAGAAGACAACUCUGUCCUUCUCAGAAUGAAGGAAUUUCAGAAUGAAUAAAUUGAUUAGCGGUUGGCAAGCUCGCACCGUAGAUCUAUUUAAGCGCCGUCUUCUGUCCGCAAGAACGAUGUGUCUGAAACAAUACGUCCAUUUUGUGACUAAAAUAUGAAACCUUGCAAACGCUUGCGCAGAAAUAAAUACACCAUUCAGUUGUCAGAUAGUAGAACUCUUAAUCGACUUUGCCCAUGGUUUGGCAAUCCAAGACACCCUUGAUCGUUACUAUUCCCUUUUCCUAUGCUGCAGGGAAGGAUCAAGUGGGAAUUAUUCAUAAGGCCCGAGUCAGCAGGGUCCUCCCCGAGUGUUUCAAGGUCUUGUUACAGAAACAACACGCGGGCGUCGGAGGCGUCUUGGCCCGACCGUGCUGCAGCACUUGUUUUCUGCAGGGCCGGCGCAGGCCCUGCUUACUAAGCCUCGCUGAUCCCGAUGGCUCUCCGAGGGGCAGGGACUUGCUAUUGCUCUUGGACUUCCCCGCGUUGAAACGGCCUCACAUGGCAAACUCACUUUCGCCUAUUCAGCAGCCUUGGCAGAGCUUUCGCGUCGCCACGAGGGAGCUAUGAGGCUGCUGAGGAGAGGAAGGCGUUCUGUGGGGAAAACAAAGGCCAACAUUGAAAGCUGUGUCGCUGAGGACAAGCCAACUGGUCUCGAUGUGAAGCUAUCCCAUGAUGCAACAUGUGUCCCCAGCACCAGCACUGACAAUGAUGGCCACUCAGAGCGUUCCUCCACCAUCGUACCAGGAGAGCCAACAGAUGACGGGCACCACUCAACAGAACUCCAAGGCCCAGCCGGUCCACAUCCCAGCAUCCUCGGCAGCAGGGGCCACCCCAGUCAGCGUGACCCUUGACCCCCAGGCCCAGCUGGAGUCAGACAAGCGUGCUGUUUACAGACACCCCCUUUUCCCGCUGCUUGCCCUGCUGUUUGAGAAGUGUGAGCAGGCCACACAGGGGUCGGAGUGCAUCACCUCCGCCAGCUUUGACGUGGACAUCGAGAACUUUGUCCACCAGCAGGAGCAGGACCACAAGCCCUUCUUUAGCGAGGACCCCGAGCUGGACAACCUGAUGGUGAAGGCUAUCCAGGUGUUGCGGAUCCACCUGCUAGAGCUGGAGAAGGUGAACGAGCUCUGCAAAGACUUCUGCAACCGUUACAUCACCUGCCUAAAGACCAAGAUGCACAGCGACAACCUGCUGAGGAACGACCUGGGUGGGCCCUACUCCCCCUCGCAAACCUCCCUGAGCCUGCAGCAGGAACUCUUGCAGAGCUCCACCCCCUCGGCGGUCUCCAGCUCCGUCAACCCCUCAGGCAUCGUGGUCCCUGCCAGCGCCCUGCAGCAGGGCAGCGUUGCCAUGACGACCAUCAACUCGCAAGUGGUGUCAGGUGGAACUUUGUAUCAGCCGGUAACCAUGGUGACAUCGCAGGGGCAGGUGCUAACCCAGGCUUUGCCGCAGGGGACCAUCCAGAUCCAAAACGCACAGGUAAACCUGGACCUCUCCGCGCUGCUGGACAACGACGAUAAGAAAUCGAAAAACAAGCGGGGGGUCCUGCCGAAGCACGCCACCAACAUCAUGCGCUCCUGGCUCUUCCAGCACCUCAUGCACCCGUACCCUACAGAGGAUGAGAAGAGACAGAUCGCAGGACAAACUAAUCUCACUCUGCUACAGGUCAACAACUGGUUCAUUAACGCCCGCAGACGAAUCUUGCAGCCCAUGCUGGACGCCAGUAACCCUGACCCAGCGCCCAAGGCUAAGAAGAUGAAGUCUCAGCACCGGCCGACCCAGCGCUUCUGGCCUGACUCCAUUGUAGCCGGUGUCCUCCAGACGCACGGAGCGCACUCAGCCAACAACUCCGACAGCUCCCUGGCAAUGGACAACCUGCAGCCUCUGUCCUCAGACUCAGCUACGUUGGCCAUGCAGCAGGCCAUGCUGGGGGGAGCAGACGACUCCAUGGACGGGACGGAGGAGGAGGAAGAGGAGGAGGAGGACGAGGAGGAAGAGGACGAGGGGAUGGAGGAGGAGGACGAGGCCGAAGAGGAGAGGGGGGAGAGAGGGAGACGGCUGCACAGUGCCGCCAUUCGAGACCUCGGCCUGGAGCACAACGAGGGCCUGGAGUGAGGAAGAGCAGGAGGAGGAGGAGCAUUAGGAGGAGGAGGAGGCCACAGAACCGGAGCAUCCACACUGCACAAACACAGCACACACAGUAUGCAUACCCCAUCGUCAUGGACAAAGACCACGCUCACGUUCAAACCGGAAGGCUCGCCCAUGCUGACGCCUUUCAGCACAGCACAGCGCAAAACCCAAACCCUCAGACUUCGACAGAGCGCCGGCGCGGAGGAGCCAGUUAGCAGUCCCGCGUUAUCUAAGAUUGUAAAGAUGUUUAUUUCCACAAGAGCUGCGCUGAUUGGUUUUCAUCAAGCUCUUAUUGAUUCGGUGUGUUCAAAUAACAACAACAAAAAAUAAACAAGACAACAACAACAACGAUAAUAAUAAUAAUAAUAGUAAUAAUAAUAAUAAUAAUAUUUGUUUAUGUAUGGAAGUCAAUGUUUAAGUUACAAGAGGGUGACAUUGGCCAAGCAGCUGCAAUUCUCUGGAAUGCCAAUGUCAUUGUUUACUCAAUGACUCAUCGCUUCUCAGGUCGAAUUCAUUAUGCUCUUUAUCAUUUCUUGUCUCAGAUAGACAUGAACUCUACAUUGUCACAAAUGGAUGUUUUCUUAGACGCAUGAUUUAUAAUAGUUCAUUAUUAAUAGGACAACAGAGAAUUAAAGACAGCACAAAGUUGGUAUAUCUGACCUUCUGAGGUUCGCCAAACAAUCGCUCAUUUGAAAGGUCAGUGAACGCUUGUGUACAUUACCGUUUUUUUUCUCAGCUUUUCGAAGGAAAACUUUAUACUUCCAGUGCACCCGAAGGACUUAAGGACUUACAGCUCUUUUGCAUUCUGUUAACCUCUGGCAGUCUAAUCAGACCUACGUCCAGAGUGUGCGAUCCUCAGCUGAAGUGGUGCAAUCGGAGACGUGAGAAAAAACAGACGAGUUUGAUUCUGAAAGUGAGCCAGGACCGAGCAACACGGGUGACCUCUGCGCCCGUUUCUCAGACCGUUUCCCACUUCUCCCCCCCCCCCCCCCCAAGAAAACGAAACAGAUUUAAAAACUAGUAGGAAAUAAAGGGCAGAGACACACUGUGCAAUUUCCUGGUUCUCGGCCUACAGGACAGGAGGGUCUUAUGUUAACGGUGAACUUCUGAAAGGAUGAGCAGAGACUUACAGAUGACUGUGAGAUGGACUCAUCUGGAACAGGAGGUGGAGCGUGAAAGGGUCCCGUCAAUUUUGUGUGAGGGAAAGUUGAAAACUGUGAAGGGUAUUUCUGGCCUUUUUGUGCUAAACAAUCUUCAAAAAUCAAAUUAGCCUUUUCUGAUGUGAUGUUCAGAAGAAAAAAAAAGAAAAAAGAUAAUCUGUUCUUGGAUGUCCAUUGAAAUUGUUCUUUGUGAAGUCUGUUCCUCAUAAUUGUUUUAUCGAUCUUGCUUGCUUUUCGAAAUUUCCUUUUCAAAGCAAGUUACACAUAGGGAAAUUUUUAAUUUGUUUGUACACAUUGUUGGCAUAAUCUAUUGUGUUUCAAUAGAAUGUUUUUUUAAUUAUUAAAAAAGAGAUUAAUCUA
Molecule: messenger RNA, 5878 nt
Organism: Anguilla rostrata (American eel)
Lineage: Eukaryota; Metazoa; Chordata; Actinopteri; Anguilliformes; Anguillidae
Gene: pknox2
Product: pbx/knotted 1 homeobox 2
Exons: 12
Coding region: 2898-4343 (481 amino acids)
Biological process (GO): positive regulation of interleukin-1 production; cell-cell signaling; monoatomic cation transport
Cellular component (GO): plasma membrane
Molecular function (GO): wide pore channel activity; RNA polymerase II cis-regulatory region sequence-specific DNA binding
Source: RefSeq, a predicted model, not a curated record